Striga asiatica is the source of this 2154-nucleotide messenger RNA. The record is from the annotation of a GenBank genome assembly. Lineage: Eukaryota; Viridiplantae; Streptophyta; Magnoliopsida; Lamiales; Orobanchaceae.
AUGGGCAGCCCGGGCAGGCCUACACCGUCCGGGCAGCUCUCGCAGGACUGCUCACACUGCACGCAAAAAGCCCAAAAGGCAAAAAAAUCGAUCAUUAUCCCAGCACACUCACUUUGUGCAUUCAUUGCUCCCUCUAGAGAGAGACUGACACAGAAAGGUGAUGCAUUACAUAGCGUUAGGACAAACCUAAGGGAUCCUAACAACGUUCUUCAAAGCUGGGAUCCAACCCUUGUCAAUCCCUGCACAUGGUUCCAUGUCACCUGCAACAAUGAUAACAGUGUAAUAAGAGUUGAUCUUGGGAAUGCUGGCUUAUCCGGUCAAUUGGUUGGGGAUCUUGGCAAGCUGAAGAAUUUGCAGUAUUUGUAUGUUAUCCUUUUAUUGUUUGGAACCACAAAUGAUUACCUUGAUAGAAACGCAGAAGUGUUGCUGAAAGUAAUAUUGAAACUUUUGGGAAAUGUGGAAUUCUGUGUGGGUUAUCGAGAGGUUUACUUCAGCAGGUCUUACUUGAGUUUGCUUUUAGCAGUAGAAAUUGUGGUUGUUCAAGUUAGGGAGUUAUACAGCAACAACAUAACAGGGCCAAUACCAAGUGACAUUGGGAAUCUUACUAACUUGGUGAGCUUGGAUCUGUACUUGAACAGUUUCACGGGUCCCAUUCCAGACACACUGGGCAAAUUAUCCAAGCUGCGAUUCCUGUGGGAUAGUCGGCUAAAUAAUAACAGUCUGACGGGCUCCAUCCCAGUUUCGUUGACAAAUGUCACUUCUCUUCAAGUCCUGGAUCUAUCAAACAACCGUCUAUCGGGUGCAGUUCCAGAUACUGGUUCCUUCUCUCUAUUUACACCUAUAAGUUUUGCAAAUAACUUGAACCUUUGUGGCCCAGUAACUGGACGGCCUUGUCCUGGCUCUCCUCCGUUCUCACCACCUCCACCGUUUGUGCCACCUCCCCCGAUUUCAUCUCCAGGAGGAAAUAGUGCAACUGGAGCAAUUGCCGGAGGAGUUGCCGCCGGUGCUGCUCUUCUAUUUGCGGCCCCCGCCAUUGCAUACGCGUGGUGGCGCCGCAGGAAACCCCAAGAAUUUUUCUUUGACGUGCCAGCUGAGGAGGACCCUGAAGUCCACCUGGGACAGCUCAAGAGAUUUUCCUUGCGUGAGCUUCAGGUGGCGACCGAUAGUUUCAGCAAUAAGAAUAUAUUGGGCAGAGGUGGGUUCGGGAAAGUGUACAAAGGGCGGCUGGCCGACGGGACAUUGGUUGCUGUCAAGAGGCUUAAGGAGGAGCGGACGCCAGGUGGCGAGCUUCAGUUUCAGACAGAGGUUGAGAUGAUUAGUAUGGCUGUGCACCGUAAUCUGCUCAGGUUGAGGGGCUUCUGUAUGACCCCGACAGAGAGGCUUCUCGUUUACCCAUACAUGGUUAACGGAAGUGUUGCUUCGUGUUUGAGAGAACGACCGCCAAACGAGCCACCACUCGACUGGCCAACAAGGAAACGCAUUGCUCUGGGGUCCGCCCGAGGAUUAUCUUAUCUGCACGACCAUUGUGACCCGAAGAUUAUCCAUCGAGACGUAAAAGCCGCUAAUAUAUUACUGGAUGAGGAAUUUGAGGCUGUGGUUGGAGAUUUUGGUCUGGCUAAGCUUAUGGACUAUAAGGACACUCACGUCACAACUGCAGUGCGUGGGACCAUAGGCCACAUUGCCCCUGAGUACCUAUCCACCGGAAAAUCUUCUGAGAAAACGGAUGUCUUUGGUUAUGGGAUUAUGCUUCUUGAGCUGAUAACUGGACAAAGGGCGUUUGAUCUUGCUCGUCUUGCGAAUGAUGAUGAUGUCAUGUUGCUGGAUUGGGUGAAAGGGCUAUUGAAAGAGAAGAAAUUGGAAAUGCUAGUCGACCCUGAUUUACAGAGCAAAUACGUGGACUCGGAAGUGGAGCAGUUAAUCCAAGUUGCUCUGCUUUGCACCCAGAGUUCGCCUAUGGACCGGCCCAAAAUGUCGGAUGUCGUGAGGAUGUUGGAAGGUGAUGGGCUGGCCGAGAGGUGGGACGAGUGGCAGAAAGUUGAGGUUUUAAGGCACGAUGUUGAGCUCGUCCCUCAUUCAGCCUCUGACUGGAUUGUCGACUCCACCGAAAAUCUACACGCAGUCGAGUUAUCGGGCCCUAGAUGAAUUUUCUCUUUU